AUGGCAGAAGAUUUAUCGAUCAAUAAAAAUAAGAUCUUUGCGAGGCAAAGGUACGGCAACAGCAACAACGACAUUUGCCGCCUGUGUCUCAAGAAUGAGGCGCACAUGGAACCACUGUUCUACGCGAAUCUGUUCCCGAACAUUUUGCUGACGAAAAAAAUCUACGACUGCACCUCGAUUCAGAUACUUUACGAGCGCAAUCUGCCGAUGUUCAUCUGCAAGCUGUGCGCCAACAAGCUGGACGAGUACGUGCGCUUCCGGGAGCGCUGCAUAGCGAACGAUGAGUUUCUGCGCAACGCCCUGGCCGCGUUCGACCUGGCCGGAAGCUGUGGCGGCCCGGCUGGCAGCGUACCGAUGAUCAAAAUGGAACCAGAAGACACGCCACCACCGCCGGCGAAGCUCGCGCAGUGUCUGGGAGUGCUACCGAUGGAGCUGAACUGUGCGCUGGUGGCGGCAGCGACGGCCGCGGCCACCCACGGGCACCAGGCACCCGGGCACAAACAGGAACCGCCGGAUGAGGAACUGGACCGAUCGGAGUUUGGCUGCGGGGACCCGCUGGAAGACGGCUGCCGGACGACGCUGAACCGGAACCGGCUCCCGGGCAGUGAGGCUGCGUCGGGCGAUGACGACGGGGAAGAGGAGGACACCCUGGAGGAUGAUGCCGAGGGCGAGGAGGAGGAUGAUGGCGGGCGGUACGUGUGCGAGGUGUGCCCGAAAUCGUUCAAAAUACACCACCAUCUGCUCGUGCACAGUCACACGCAUUUGAACCAUCAACCCUCGGUUCCUUCUUCGGGUGGCGGCGGUGGCGGCGCCGCCAGUGUCGGGAUCAGCGGCACGGAUGGCGGUGGUAAGCAGUCGUACGCGUGCCCGAAGUGUGCCAAAGUGUUCGUCAACCGGGGCAACUUGCUGAACCACCUGGAAACGCACACGAACGAGAAGAGUUACAGUUGCGACAUCUGUUCGAAAUCGUUCAAGUACAACGUACAGCUUCGGUUACAUAUGCGCAUCCACACCGGCGAACGGCCGCACAAGUGUGAAAUCUGCAACCGCGGCUUCUCGCAGCUCUCCAAUCUGCGAUCCCACCGGAAAACGCACUCCAAAGUCAAACCGUACAAGUGCCAUUUGUGUCUGAAGAGCUUUACCGUGCUGGACAACCUGACGGCGCACAGUGCCAAGUGCUUGAAGGACAAGUUCCGGUGCACGCUCUGCUCGAAAUCGUUCGCCAAGGAGGGAAACCUCCUGUCGCACCUGCAGUCCCACAGCGAGGGCAUCGUCGAGAAGAUGUUCAAGUGCGAGAUGUGCCCGAAAAGCUUUAAGAACAAGGAGGACUGGAAGCGGCACGUGCGCGUGCACACGGGCGAAAAGCCGUACACGUGCGAUAUCUGCUCGAAGGGGUUCGCCCAGAAGGCGAAUCUGUUGUCGCACCGGAAGACACACCUCAAGCCGACCGUGGUCUUCAAGUGCGACCGGUGCGAUCGGACGUUCCGAUCGCAGAAAGUGCUCGAGGUGCACCGGCCCAAGUGUACCGGCGAAUCGGCGCCGUCCGAGUCGACCCAGGGCUCGCCCAGUCCGGUACUGGCCACCACACCCCCGGUCACCACCACGACGGGUACGACGAUGGCGACGACGGCGCUGACUGACUCCACACCACCGAGCCUCUCGGAAGCCCUGUCCGACCUGUUGCGCUACGAGAUUGCGCUGAGGGCGCCGCUCGAACUGCAACAGAUGUUGCUGGGCCACAUGGACCGAAAGAGCAACGGCGUCGGUGGUGGUGGUGGUGGUGGGGCCGCUGUAGGUGGCCACCACGGUAAGGCCACCUCGGGGCGUCGCUAUCGGUGCGACGUGUGCUUCAAGGGUUACUCGCAGUAUCCUUCGCUGAUCAAGCACCGGAAGCUGCACUUCAAGGUGCCGCCGCUGGUGAAGGUGCUCGCUUCGAAGGCUGCUGCUGCUGCUGCCGUCGCUGCCACUGCCACUGCCAAAGACGCGGCGGCCGUACGCGACACCGGCCCGGAACCGUCACUAUCGUCACCGGUCGGGACAGAAUCGGGACACAUCGUCGCCGUCAGCGCCGAGCGCCCGUACAGCUGUGAUAUUUGUGGCGGAAGCUUUGCGGCACCAUCUGCGCACCCACCCGAUCGCUGCCGAGAGGACCUUCAGCUGCGAGUUCUGCGCGAACCUGUUCCGCUCGAAAGAGGAUCUGAAUCGGCACCGCCGCUCGCACACCGGCGAGCGCCCGUUCCGGUGCCAGCGCUGCCCGAAAGCCUUUACGCAACUCUCGAACCUGCGGGCCCACACGAAGAUCCACGAACGGCCCAGCAGCAGCCGCAGCCGCAGCACGGGUCCUGGGGCGGAACGCCACCCGCCAGCGCCGUUUUGGCCGUCGGCGCCCCCAACCCGCCAAUCCGUGGAGGAGGACAGCACUGUGUAACGUAG
Anopheles cruzii is the source of this 2433-nucleotide messenger RNA. RefSeq names its product zinc finger protein 45-like. Gene Ontology annotation, molecular function: DNA-binding transcription factor activity, RNA polymerase II-specific; zinc ion binding; RNA polymerase II cis-regulatory region sequence-specific DNA binding. The transcript has 5 exons. The coding region runs from base 1 to 2433 and encodes 810 amino acids. Lineage: Eukaryota; Metazoa; Arthropoda; Insecta; Diptera; Culicidae. The record is from RefSeq and is a predicted model, not a curated record. Gene Ontology annotation, biological process: regulation of DNA-templated transcription. Gene Ontology annotation, cellular component: nucleus.